GUUGUGACAAAUGUUAUAUGGUCGUUUUGACUGGGGCAUUUUAAGAAGUUCGUCAAUACGUUUACAGAAAUGGUUGGGAAGUGUUUAUUGAUUGUAGGCUGUGUAUAUGUCCUUUGUGUUUGUUGUGAAGAACAAGAAUCACAUCAUCGGGACAAAAGAGGGGCCCGCGAAUCAAAUUGCUGGCACAUUUGUCCUGGAGGCGACUCCUAUUGCAAAUGGAUUGGCGGGUUGUAUAGAUGUGACUGUAGCCGCCCUGGUUUAACGCGAUUCUGUGAAGAUAUUGAUUGCUCAUGGUCUGGACAUUGUGCAAAUGGAGGCACGUGUGUAAACGGAGCAAAACUGCUGUACACGUGCGUUUGUCCUUCCGGUUGGACAGGUAGCACAUGUUUAGAAAGAGACUGUAACAGCGGCCUGUACUGCAAGAACGGAGGUACAUGUAACACUGUAACUGGAGGUCAGGGCUAUGUGUGCACAUGUCAGAGCGGAUGGACAGGAACAAACUGUACAUUGAUUGAUUGUAACAGCGGCGUAUAUUGUAAGAACGGCGGAACUUGCAAGACUUUAAACGGAGGUCUUGACUAUGAGUGCACAUGUCCCAAAGGUUGGACAGGAAAGAACUGUACCUUAAUAGAUUGUAACAGCGGCGUGUAUUGUCAGAACGGCGGCACGUGCAAGACUUUAAACGAAGGUCUAAACUAUGAGUGCACAUGUCCCAAAGGUUGGAAAGGAAAGAACUGUACCUUGAUAGACUGCAGCAGUGGAUCGUAUUGCACAAAUGGCGGCGUUUGUGUGGAAAACGGAGCGGACUACACGUGUGUAUGCCAGAAUGGGUGGAACGGAAAGGAUUGUGAACAAGUCGUCUGUACCUGGUCUGGACAUUGUAACGACCGUGGAACUUGUGUCCCUAUAUCUACCAAUACCGACUAUACGUGCAGCAAUUGCGCUUCAGGAUGGAAAGGAAAAAGUUGCCAUCUCGUUGAUUGCAGCAGCGGAUUGUAUUGCACGAAUGGCGGUGUUUGUGUUGAAAACGGAACGGACUACACGUGUGUGUGCAAGAAUGGGUGGACCGGCAAGAACUGUGAACUCGUCGUCUGUACCUGGUCUGGACAUUGUAACGACCGUGGAACUUGUGUCCCAACAUCUACCAAUACCGACUAUACGUGUAACAAUUGUGCUUCAGGGUGGAAAGGAAAAAGUUGCCACCUCGUUGACUGCAGCAAUGGAUCGUAUUGCACUAAUGACGGCGUGUGUGUGGAAAACGGAACCGACUACACGUGUGUAUGCAAGGAUGGAUGGAACGGAAAGGACUGUGAACUCGUCGUUUGUACUUGGUCUGGACAUUGUAAUGACCGUGGAACUUGCGUUCCAAUAUCUACCAAUUCCGACUACUCGUGCAGCAACUGCGCUUCUGGUUGGAAAGGAAAAAGUUGCCAUCUUGUUGAUUGUGGCAGUGGACAAUACUGCGCCAACGAUGGUGUUUGUGAGGAAAAUGGAACGGACUACACGUGUGUGUGCAAGGAUGGCUGGUCCGGAAAAGAUUGUGAACUCGUCGUCUGUUCUUGGUACGGACACUGUAACUACCGUGGAACGUGUUCACCAACAUCUACUUCAACCGACUACGUGUGUAACAAUUGCGUUUCGGGAUGGAAAGGGAAAAGUUGUCAUCUUGUUGACUGCAGCAGUGGACACUAUUGCGCAAAUGGCGGUGUUUGUGUGGAAAAUGGAAUAGAAUACACAUGUUUAUGCAAGGAUGGGUGGAGCGGAAAGGACUGCGAACUCGUUGUCUGUAACUGGUCAGGACACUGCAACAGCCGUGGAACGUGUAAUCCAACGUCCACUUUUAUGGAUUACACGUGCAGCAAUUGCAAUAAUGGUUGGAAAGGCAAAAGUUGCCAUCUCGUUGACUGCAACAGUGGAGUGUAUUGCAAAAAUGGCGGUGUAUGUGUGGACGAUGUCAGCAGUGGAACGGACUAUCGAUGCAUCUGCGAGGAGGGCUGGAAAGGAAAGGACUGCCAGUUCAUUGACUGCGACAGCCCAAUCCGCUGUUUGAAUGACGGGGAAUGCCAAUUACAAAACAGUGGACUGGAGUUCAAUUGCACGUGCGCGCAAGGUUACCUCGGUGAUAACUGCCAGAUAGAUAUGUGCUCGCCGUAUAUGAUUGCCGACAUUGUAAUGGUAAUCGACAUUUCCGACAGUCAGACAAACAUGGUUUUUCAAGAACUGAAGGAGAAUAUAAAACAAUUAAUUUCACAGUUUCCGGUCGGCCCAAAUCACUUUCAGUUCAGUAUAAUCCUUUAUGGUAAACAGCCCCAUGUUAUGUUUCACUUGAACAACACCUACGACAACGAUACUAUUUUGGACGCUGUUGACAAUAUGACAAUCCCAGACAUAAUACGGGGACCAACCUUCACCGGCGAAGCGUUGCAAUUUGUAUACAAAGAAAGUUUUCGCGAAUCUAACGGAGGUCGGUCUGAGGUUGACAGAUAUGUGCUUGUACUCACGGACGGAAUGGCAAGCGAUAGACAAAAAACGCUUGAACAGGCUAAGCGACUUUCUACUAUUCCCAACAAUCAAGUACUAGGCGUCGGAGUCGGUAGAUAUGUGUGGCAUGAAGAAUUAUUGGCAAUAACUGACACCGUGAGGAACGUACAUCCUCUGUUCGGUGACAACACCAUCGUCAGCCUAUUAAAACGGACAAUGUUCGGGUGUGACCGCUGCACAACAUCAUAUUCUGAUGUGGCGUUAGCAUUCGAUGUCGCAUCGUUUGGCUACGAGCAGUUGGAAGAAGCAUUGAAAGUUGCGGAAGUUCUAAUUUCUCAAGUUCACACGGGCAUCAAUCAAACACGAAUCAGUCUGUCAAAAACUGUUGGCGGAAUAGGUGAAACUGUGUUUAACUUCAACAAGUUUAGUGACAGCAGUCAGAUGAUACCUGCGAUGUAUGGCGGUAUUAUGAAAGAGGACAGCUGUCAUACAAAGGAUUGUUCAUCAGGAAUAUUUAGUUGCGUUGAUGCAUCACUUGACUGAGGAGCUUCUUAAUGUAACCAACCAAGGACGUAAACAAGUUGCUGUCGUUUUUACACAGGGCCACAUGACGGAUUCCGAAAUGAACUUCGUUUUAAAUGAGGGAAAACGGUUAAAGGAAAAUGGUGUGAUCCUUGUUGUUGUUAGCAUUGGAAGAGAUGCCAAUGUUGAUCUGAUGCUUCAGCUGUCCACGAGUUCUUUCUUCGUUUUCUUGGUUGGAGAAGACGUAGUGACUUCUGUUGAUGUAAUCAAAGCACUCGUGUCAACAAUUGAAUAUGACAGCUGCUACGACAUUCAGAACUAUCCCAUAUUUGACUCAUUUAAAUGAACACAGAAUAAAAGCACACAGUAUAAUUUUGAUUGGUUUGUGUACAAAGAUCGUUCUUUUUUGCGAUUGUGAAUUUAUAUUAGCCAAUUAAACUCAAAUCCAUCUAUUUCAAGAAUUUUGUUUGCAUAAACGUUCAUUAUAUGUUUUUAGCAGAUACAUUUUGAUAAAUUUUAACCAUUUGCAUAUUGCUGAUUAUUGUAAAUAUAGUUUCCAUUUUUUAAAUUGUAUAUGUGUUGUGAAUUAUUGUAUGUAUAUUUUUUCUCCAUGCACUUAGCGUGUAAAUUGUAGAUUUUUCAUUUAAACAUGUACGAAUAUAAUGCUUUUCUCAGCCAUGCCAUCAUACAAUUAUACUUUAUGCGCUAAUUAAUACAGACACUUUUUAAUACUGUUUGCAAAUAUACAAUACCUGUUUGCUUAAGUCUUAAUGCCAUGAUAUUAGUGAACAUCGUAUUAUCAUACUAAAAAAGCUCAUACGUAAACACAAGAGUUAUAAUUGCGAGCGACAUUAAUAUAUAAAUAGCUUGAAGAGCUAUAUUUAAAUGUUGAUUCGUUAAAACAUAUACUAAUGUUACCCGGUGGGAAAUAACAAUUGUACGGAAAAUAAAGUGUAUUUUGUGAUAUCAAAAAGCUUUUCUGCCGUUUAAAACGUAUCAUGUUUAAAUUCUGCAAUCCACUGUGGUAAUACCAGUUUUUCAAAUUCAAUGCAUAGUGCUUUGCUUAAAAAAGACAUCAGAAAGAAUACACAAAUAUGUAAGAAAAGUAAAGCCUCCCUAAUAAAUCCUAAUUUAAACGCCUGAAUAAAGACACAUUGCUUAGAUGUUGAAUUAGUUCCGGCCUUCCAACUCAAACAAAAUUGUUCCGUUCUAAUGUUGAAUCAAAUCUUCGACAUUAAAUAUCCGAACAAGUGUUUGUUUACGCUGUGAUACUUUAUAUUCGCUACAGUAAAUAUAAAUCAUGCAGAAACCUGUUUUUCUGUUUAUCAUAAUUAUGCUUCCCCUAUUUUAAACGAAAUGAUAAAAAAACGCCAAAAACUUCAUUUUUAGCGGGAAAGAAUAUGCUUUUUGUCGUUUGACGUGUUAAUACUGACGUCAUGAGCACAUGCGCUUAAUAUUUGUAAAACAUGUUUUUUUGCUGUUUGUGUUGCAUUUUGUGUUUAAAAUAUAUUCCAUCUUGGUA
Messenger RNA from Dreissena polymorpha, 4525 nucleotides. RefSeq names its product neurogenic locus Notch protein-like. Bases 70 to 3024 code for a protein of 984 amino acids. NCBI's taxonomy places the organism in Eukaryota, Metazoa, Mollusca, Bivalvia, Myida, Dreissenidae. The transcript has 21 exons. Gene Ontology annotation, cellular component: protein-containing complex; plasma membrane. Gene Ontology annotation, biological process: establishment or maintenance of epithelial cell apical/basal polarity; heterophilic cell-cell adhesion. Gene Ontology annotation, molecular function: calcium ion binding. The record is from RefSeq and is a predicted model, not a curated record.